AUGACUGAAAGUAAUGAAAUAAAUUAUAGUUUAGACAAAAAUGAUAUACAGAUUGAUUAUACAACAUUAACGCCUCGUUUUUCAGUAACAAAAAUAGAUAGUCUUAAUGAUGGCAUUACUCAUUUAAAUGAACAUGGUUAUGCAAUUUUUAGUGAUAUUAUGUUACCAAAUGAAAUUAAUAUCAAUAAAGAAUUAUUAUGGAAUUUUUUAGAGAACAUUCCCGGGCGUCAUAUUCAACGUAAUGACCCAACAACAUGGUCAAAUAAUUGGCCUGGAAGUGAUCGAUUUGGUAUUGUUAAUGAUGGUGGUAUUGGUCAAUCAGAUUUUAUGUGGAAUAUUCGUUCCAAUCGAAAUAUAAAACGAGUCUAUUCUAAUAUAUGGAAUACAAAUGAACUGUUAGUUUCAUUUGAAGGUUGUGGAGUGUAUCGUAAUUGGUAUUAUGAACCAAAAUGGAAAACAACAACAGGAUGGUAUCAUGUUGAUCAAAAUCCAUAUUUAAAACCAGAUCGUUGUUGUAUACAAGGUUUUGUUUCAUUAACGGAUCAAAAUGAAACUACUGGUGGUCUUAUCGUUUUCCCAUAUACUCAUUUACGUUUCAGUGAAUUAAAAGAUCUUAAACAUCGUUCACAAGAUUUCGUUGUAAUUCCAAAUACUCAUUCGAUUCUUGACAGUGGUCGUGCUAUUGGAAGAUUUAUUCAAUGUCAAGCUGGUGAUCUUGUCCUAUGGGAUAGUCGUCUUGUACAUUGUAAUUCUUCUGCAUUUGUUUAUGACGAACGAUUAAAAACUCAAUCAAUUGAUUUCCUAAGAAUUGUGGCUUAUAUCAGUAUGAGUCCGACGACAUUUGUACGUGAUCAAACAAUAGAUCGAUUUCGAAAACAAAGAAAACUCAUAGUACAAAAUAAUGGUACAACAAAUCAUUGGAGUACUGAGAUAAUCGAAUCAAGUAAAAGUGGUUCUACGUAUAAUUUACCUAAAAUAUCAUUAGAAAAACUCGAUGGAUAUCAACGUGCAUUAAUUAUUGGUGUAAAUUUCGAUGAUGAAUAA
Adineta steineri is the source of this 1044-nucleotide messenger RNA. The record is from the annotation of a GenBank genome assembly. NCBI's taxonomy places the organism in Eukaryota, Metazoa, Rotifera, Eurotatoria, Adinetida, Adinetidae.